UUUUUCCUCUCUCUCUCUCUCGCUGGCUAUAAAAUCCCCUGGCUCCCCCUGGUUGGAAGAAAUCUCCGACCAUUUUCCGUAUCCGAUAUCUUCCCACUUCGUUUCCUUCCUCCCUCUCUUUGUAACAAUCUGUAUCGGGCUACCUCCGACCUCCUCCGGUAUUACAUUUGUUACAAUAGAUAUGGGUUUCCUCGAUAAGCUCUGGGACGAUAUAGUCGCCGGUCCCAAACCCGAAACGGGCCUCGGCAAGCUACGAAAGUACGACUCUUUCUCAGCCUCACGACCCCCUCCACUUAUCACCGACGAUAUUCCAAUAUCUCGGAGCAUCACCAUCAUCAAGACCAACUCCAAAUUCCGCAACUUUUCCGGCGAUUCGGGUUCCGUCCCCUCUUCUCCCGCUGGCUCUAACACUCCUGGGUCGCCGUUCUCACCGGCUACGCCGGGAGAGGAUUUUAGGAGAUUGAUGAGAAGGAAAUCGACGUCGGAAGUGCUCGAACGCGCACAACCUAGAAGCCCAACCGUUUACGACUGGGUAGUGAUAAGCGCGCUGGAUCGUUGAGAGAGGAAGCGGCGAUUUUGUUGAAGAAUCGGCACGAUGUUUCUGUAUUACUGUAUAUAGAGAACCAGAACCAUUGCAAAUAUCAUCUAUCUAUCUACCUAUUUAUCUAUCUACUAUAAAUAAAACAAAAUGUGCCAAUGGAAACUCUUUGGAGUUUUGGAUAGAGUAGACAGAGCAGCAGAGAAAGAGAGAAAUUAGGAGAGGAGAAGCUAUCAUUUGGCAUUUGCUCAGCGACGGCUUGGCUAGCUCUCCUCUCCACCACCCCAGCUACCUUGCUGGAUCUUAUUUUUCUUUGUUUCUUUCUUACUUUUCUCUGUACAUAUAUUUUUUUCUUCUUCCCUUGGCUUUAUCCUGACUUUUGUAAAUUCGCCUAUGUAUCAUCAAACUUAUGUCAAUAUAAUGAAAUAUAAAAUUAGUGGAUCCCACUAACAAAAAUCA
Molecule: messenger RNA, 997 nt
Organism: Nelumbo nucifera (sacred lotus)
Lineage: Eukaryota; Viridiplantae; Streptophyta; Magnoliopsida; Proteales; Nelumbonaceae
Product: Dormancy/auxin associated family protein
Source: RefSeq, a predicted model, not a curated record